AUGCUUGUCUAUGCAAUAGAUAACCUCCCUGAAAUUGGCGCGUUAAAUUACCUAGCUGUACCAAAUUUCUGCAUAAGACUAAUGAUUCGUACUGGAAAGUUUCUGUUAUUUUGCAUCUCUCGCCCAUCAGUUCGAUGUUUGAGUUCCUUUGAAAGUGCACAAAAUCCAGUCAAUCUUUAUCCAAAUUCUGACCCUAACGCUGUUUUCAAGAAACCUACAGAACCAAGUAUUAGCCAAAAUGUUUUCAAUGGAUAUAUCCCUAUCGACGAACUUCAAAUAUCCUAUGCAUAUUCGAGUGGUCCAGGAGGACAACAUGUGAAUAGAAAUAAAACGAAAGUGGAGAUACGUUUUCAUGUUCCAUCAGCGUCAUGGAUACCAGAUCAAGUUAAACAACUAUUUAUGGAAAGGGAGGCUAAUCGAAUUAAUAAAGAGAAUUACUUCAUUAUUACAUCGGAUCAUACUAGGAAACAAAUAUUAAAUCAAGCUGAUUGUUUAGAACGAAUUCGUCGUAUAAUCAGGGAAUGCGUUAACUCAUUAAAUAAACCUGAACCAAGUCCUGAAACUUUGGAAGCAAUUCAAUCUCGAAAAGUGAAAGCCAACGAAGAAAGAUUACGUAAAAAGAAAGAGAAAUCAUAUACAAAACAAUUACGACAAGAUCAUUAUCACACUGAUUUAUUUUGA
Molecule: messenger RNA, 681 nt
Organism: Schistosoma mattheei
Lineage: Eukaryota; Metazoa; Platyhelminthes; Trematoda; Strigeidida; Schistosomatidae
Source: the annotation of a GenBank genome assembly